AUGUCAUUUGAUGGAAAAGUUAUUACAUGCAAAGCUGCUAUUGCAUGGGCUCCAAAUGAACCUUUAUCUAUUGAAACUAUCGAGGUUGCACCACCAAAAGAACAUGAAGUUAGAAUAAAAAUUUUGUAUACUGCUCUAUGUCAUACAGAUGCAUUUACACUUAGUGGUCAAGACCCAGAAGGUUUAUUUCCUGUUGUUCUUGGACAUGAAGCAGCUGGUAUAGUAUGUGAUGUAGGACCUAAUGUUACUGAAUUUAAAACUGGUGAUCAUGUUAUUCCUUUAUAUGUUCCACAAUGUAAAGAGUGUGAAUAUUGUAAAAAUCCAAAAACAAAUUUAUGCCAAAAAAUACGUGUAACACAGGGAAAUGGUGUUAUGCCUGAUGGAACAUCAAGAUUUACCUGUAAAGGGAAACCUAUUUAUCAUUUUAUGGGUUGUUCAACCUUCUCAGAGUACACUGUUGUUUCUGAUAUCUCACUUUGUAAAAUUAAUGAGAAGGCUGAUUUAAAAAAAGUUUGCCUUCUUGGUUGUGGUAUUACAACAGGUCUUGGUGCUGUAAAAAAUACUUGUAAAGUUGAAAAAAAUAGUACUGUUGCUGUUUGGGGGCUUGGUGCUGUAGGGUUGGCUGCUGUUAUGGGUGCCAAGAUGGCUGGUUCCAGGAGAAUUGUAGCUAUUGAUACUAAUCCACGAAAAGAGGAAGUUGCCAAAAAGUUUGGUGCUACAGAUUUUGAAAAUCCAUUGAAUGCUCCAAAGGAUAAAUCAUUCCAAAGUUAUUUAGUUGAUAAAUAUGAUGGUGGUUUUGAUUACACAUUUGAGUGCAUUGGAAACGUUAAAACAAUGAGAGAAGCUCUUGAAGCUUGCCACAAAGGAUGGGGAGAAUCUUGUAUUAUUGGUGUUGCUGGUUCAGGACAGGAAAUAAGUACAAGACCAUUCCAACUUGUUACUGGUAGAACAUGGCGUGGAACAGCAUUUGGAGGUUACAAAAGUAAAGAUUCCGUUCCAAAGCUUGUUGAUGACAACAUUAAUGGUGUCUUGAAUUUGGAUGAAUUUGUUACACACACAUUUCCUUUCCAAAAAAUUAAUGAAGCUUUUGAUGUUCUUCAUCGUGGAGAAAGUUUACGCUCUGUUAUAAAUUUAUGUGAUGAAUAA
Molecule: messenger RNA, 1146 nt
Organism: Strongyloides ratti
Lineage: Eukaryota; Metazoa; Nematoda; Chromadorea; Rhabditida; Strongyloididae
Product: Alcohol dehydrogenase class-3
Exons: 3
Coding region: 1-1146 (381 amino acids)
Biological process (GO): formaldehyde catabolic process
Cellular component (GO): cytosol
Molecular function (GO): S-(hydroxymethyl)glutathione dehydrogenase [NAD(P)+] activity; zinc ion binding
Source: RefSeq, a predicted model, not a curated record